Messenger RNA from Guillardia theta CCMP2712, 930 nucleotides. RefSeq lists its product as hypothetical. Gene Ontology annotation, biological process: mitochondrion organization. Gene Ontology annotation, cellular component: mitochondrion; membrane. The coding region runs from base 1 to 930 and encodes 309 amino acids. The transcript has 10 exons. NCBI's taxonomy places the organism in Eukaryota, Cryptophyceae, Pyrenomonadales, Geminigeraceae. The record is from RefSeq and is a predicted model, not a curated record.
AUGAACUCGCUGAACAAGCUGCGUCCUCCCAACAUCCCCGGGUCAUUCCUUCUGACAGCUGCGGGGGGUAUAGCACUUACAGUGGGUGGAUAUGUUGUGGUCAAUCACUGUAUGUACAACGUCGAGGGUGGACACCGGGCGGUAAUUUAUAGCAGAAUAAGCGGAAUGAGUAGUGUAGUGAAGGGUGAAGGCACCCACUUCAAAGUUCCAUGGUUCCAGAGACCUUAUAUCUACAAUGUGCGGUCUACACCAAGGAAUAUCAAAUCGCUGACUGGCAGCAAAGAUCUUCAAAUGGUUGAUAUUAAUUUGCGAUUGAUUUAUCGUCCGGUUGUCGACAAGCUUCCGGAAAUGUACAGGACACUUGGAAUGGACUAUGACGAAAGAGUCCUUCCAUCUAUCGCGAAUGAGGUCCUUAAAAGUGUUGUAGCGCAAUACAAUGCUAUAGAGCUAAUCGUGAAACGAGAACAGGUCUCAGCACAAGUCAGGAACAGAUUGCAGGAACGCGCAAAGGACUUCUUCAUGGUUUUGGAUGAUGUUUCGAUUACGCAUCUUGCCUUCAGUCCGCAAUUCACAACCGCGGUUGAGGCGAAGCAGGUUGCGCAGCAGGAUGCGGAACGCUCGAAAUGGAUUGUUGAGAAGGCUAUUGAAGAAAGAAAAGUAUUGUCAUUGCAGCUCAAGGAGAAGCUGAAGCUGCUAAACUUAUCGCAACGGCUGUUGCCAACAAUCCUGAUUGAAGGUUUUUCAGGGUUCGUGGAGUUGCGUGAGAUCCAGUACGCAAAGGACGUGGCGGAAACCAUUGCCAACAGCAAUUUCAAAGUCUAUCUCAGCUCAGACGUUCUCCUCAUGUCCGGCUUGGCUCGUGCACUCAGCCAGCAACAGGCUAACAAGCUUCAGAGCGGAAAGAGCUAUUUAUCCGUUUUUGGUAUGUGA